ACAAGUAGCGCGGAAUUUAGACGGCGUACACACAGUAGUGGCGGGAGAGGCUAAAACAGCAGAGUUUCAACAUUUUAAAUCGAGAUAAAGUUAAGGGAGGGAUUGGAGGGAGAUUUCCAGAUGGAUGAGUUCGGAGUUUAUGCUAGUUUUGGGGUAAACGGGCCGCCUCAAAGGCUGUUGAGAGCGCAGGGGCCGUGCAGAGUGUCUGCUGCACUUCCGCCAUCUGUCCGUCAGGUGGUGCUGUUCAGCAGCGGACCGUGGGGUGAGAGGAUUUGCGUCAACGCGGAGCUCAUAGACGCCAAUCAAAUCCCCAUCACGAUUGGAAAACUGACCCCUUAUAACAAAUGUCUCUCUUGGGAGCAGUGGGAAGAAGAGACCUGGACAGAUGGCGUCACGCUGCAUGUGUCCCUGGAGGGAGGAAACGUGACAAACUCAGAGCUGAUCAUAGCUGUGAACGAAUUCACUCCAAAGAACACGACGGCUCCCCUCGCAGAUCGAGAGCUCAGCGGCAAGAGGAAGAGAGAACGAACAGCUGAGGGAGGCUCCGAUGGUGGCGGUAAGACGUCAAAGGCGAGGGGAGAAGAAAACAUUUACCCGAAUGGUGUUAAGGAGAAGACGACGCCUGUGCGAAAAGUCAAAGGUCAAGCCAGAAGCUGCCAGAAGCUGUUUGCUAACAGAGCAGAUGCCUUCAAGGCGAAUGCAGCAGCUAAUGAAGCAAGAGAGACACAGAUGACUGUGGGAGGAACACCUCCUCAGAACGGAGCCAGGAUGAAGAGUCGACAGGCCAAGACACCCACACAAACAUCCUCCCUGGUUAGCCCGUCGGGACGCUGGGGUCAGACUUUAUGUCCCAUCGAUGCCCAGACGGCCAUUCUAAUCGGAGGUCAGGGAGCCAGGAUGCAGUUCUGCAAAGAUCCCAUGUGGAAGCUCUGCACAGAGGACAUGUCCUGGGUGACUGCCGAGACUCUGGCGCAGGGUCCCACUCCCGAGGCCAGGAUCGGCCACUCAGCCGUCUUUGACCCCGACUCCAAACGGAUCUUUGUGUUCGGAGGCUCUAAGAACAAGAAGUGGUUCAACGACAUGCACAUCCUGGACACUAAGAGCUGGAGGUGGACCAUGGUGGAGGCUCAGGGAAAGGUUCCUCCUCUGGCUUACCACAGCUGCAGCAUGUUCCGGGGGGAACUGUUCGUGCUGGGCGGGGUGUUUCCUCGGCCCAACCCUGAACCCGACGGCUGCAGCGACUCUUUAUACAUCUUCGAUCCCCACCUCUCCAUCUGGUACCAGCCCAUCCUCACAGGAGACAAACCCUCCCCAAGAUCAGGCCACUCAGCCUGUGUGAUCCAGGAAAGGUACAUCUAUGUGUUUGGGGGCUGGGACACUCCCGUCUGCUACAGUGACAUGUACAUGCUGGACCUCGGUCUAAUGGAGUUUUCUGUUGUGAAAACAUCAGGAAAAGCUCCAUCUCCUCGAAGCUGGCAUGGCAGUGCAGUGCUCUCAGAGACCAAAUUCCUGAUCCACGGCGGCUACAACGGAAACAACGCCCUCAGUGACACCUUCAUUUUUGAUAUAGAAACUGACAGCUGGACCGAGCUGAAGCUCCCUCAGCUCUCCGUCCCGAGGGCGGGGCACUCCAUCAUCACCAUGGAAACGCCCGCUCGCCGCGAUCCCUCAGAGGACGAGGAGUCGAUGAGCUCCGUCUCCAUCAGAAGAACUCUGCUGGUGUUCGGAGGAGGGGACAACGAGGGAAACUUCUUCUCCGACCUGACAAGCGUUUCUGUCGAGGAGCUGCUCGACGCGGCGUGAGGAGCGAUCCGAAGCCGCGCUCUUUCAGUUCUACCUGCCAGAUCUGGCGCUUAUUGUUUAUAGUCCAGGGAUUUUAUUAUUUCAUAUUGAAGAUACACGCCUUAAUCUGCAGUUGAGGCGUGUAUUUUAGUUCAAACAGAGAUCUCGUUUUCAAAUCUGUUCAUUAAGAGCCAAACUACUGCUUGUUUUAUAAAUUAAAGUCUUUACUUUAUUAAGUAGGCAUUUAAAUAUGCAGCGCCAUUGAGUUUAAACACCAGGAAACAUUUUUUCGUAAGAAAUUAUUUUGUAAAAAUGUUUAAAACUUAGCUCAGGAAAAAAAGCUUUUUUUCUUGUCUUGUGAUAUAAAUGUUUUCAGUGAUCAUACGUCAUAUUCCAUUCAUAUGGUCCUCUUGGCUUAAUAAAUGUUUAUUAUUUGA
Girardinichthys multiradiatus is the source of this 2219-nucleotide messenger RNA. It is a transcript of the gene krcp, whose product is annotated as kelch repeat-containing protein. The record is from RefSeq and is a predicted model, not a curated record. Gene Ontology annotation, molecular function: protein binding. The transcript has 13 exons. Lineage: Eukaryota; Metazoa; Chordata; Actinopteri; Cyprinodontiformes; Goodeidae. Bases 121 to 1803 code for a protein of 560 amino acids.